Messenger RNA from Daldinia childiae, 693 nucleotides. Its product is annotated as putative tyrosine serine protein phosphatase protein. The transcript is spliced from 5 exons. The record is from RefSeq and is a predicted model, not a curated record. Gene Ontology annotation, molecular function: phosphoprotein phosphatase activity. NCBI's taxonomy places the organism in Eukaryota, Fungi, Ascomycota, Sordariomycetes, Xylariales, Hypoxylaceae. Gene Ontology annotation, biological process: dephosphorylation. Bases 1 to 693 code for a protein of 230 amino acids.
AUGUCCAUCGUUUUUGACAACAUCGACAACUUCCGAGACGUCGGAAAGACCAUCAACGACCAUGUCGGCUGGAAGGUAGUCCGAGAAGGCAUAUUCUUCCGAUCCGCGCGACUGGACAAAGCAACCGCCAAAGACCGCGUGAGAAUCAGAAAUCAGCUAGGCAUCCGAACGAUCGUGGAUCUCCGGAAUAAAAAGGAACAGCAAAAGCACCAAGUAGGUCCAACCAACGUCCUCGUGCCCGGACAGAUCCCCGGCGUGAAGCACCACAAUAUCAAGGUGACGGGGGAGCGGUUCGAGGCGUUUCUCACGGGACAGCUUAAGUUGUGGAGUUCCUUGCCCCUCCGCGCCUUAAUAUCCAACAGAUCUCUCCCCCUUCUAGUACACUGCGCCCUAGGCAAAGACCGAACCGGCCUUAUCGUUGCCCUAGCGUUGAUGAUCCUCGGCGUACCAUCGGAUUCAAUCACGUACGACUACCAGCUGUCACGCGAGGCCCUCGCAGACGACUAUGACGCUCGACUCGAUGAGAUCAAGAAACUUGGUCUUUCGCCGGAGUGGGGAGGUGUGGCGGAUAAUUUCGCGGAAAGGAUUGAGGAGCACUUGGAUGCGAAGUAUGGCAAUCUUGAGUAUUAUUUGGAUGGUAUUGGGUUUGGAAGAGAUGAACGGGCGAGAUUGGUUGAUACGCUGAGUGCGUAG